CCGGCAACGUGGCAACACUCGAUGUGUUUCUGGGGUUUUUUUCUUCUCAUCCUUGACAGUCCGAGGAGACGGAUUUCCACGUCUUCAAGAAGGCUGUCAGAAAUGAGUGUACUUAUUGAUUUAUCCUGAAGACUGAUUCCAUCUUUUCCUGCUGAUGUUGGACUGCAGCUGUCAAACUCCUCAGGGCGUGCUCCUGUGUUUACGUUCAGAGAGAGAGAGCUCACACAGGCUGGAUACACUCUACAAACACAACGGACCUGAAGAAGCACUGUGCACACAUACAGAAUCUUAAAUGGUUUUCAAAACCUUUUUUGUGACUCGUAUAAUUUGCAGUCUUUUUUGAGCUGUGGUGUCUGUGCAGUAACAGCGCCUAGUUAUGGAUCACAGUCUUGAGUGAACUUUAUCCUCUUGUUAUCACGCUGACUUGUUAUCAGCUCAUGGUGUGAGCUCCCAGUGAAAUGAUGUGGCACUUGCAGCUGUACUUUGACUGCGUCUGAGCUGUGUUCCAGCAGCAGGAGUAAACCCAUCAUGGAUCACAGAGGUCACCCCUGGCCCGACCCCGGCCAUCACUACUCCCACAGGACUAAAGAUAGAGAGGACUAUAGCAGGUACUCCCAGCAGGAGUGGGACCAGAGCUGUCCACCUCCAGACCCCAGAGAGAGGGACAGACACUGGGCUCAUCCUGAUGCACACUACAGGGCUCACUACACCAGUCCUCCUGCCAGACCUGAGCAGUAUCCCUACAACUACCAGCAGUAUCCCUACGGACAUGGGCGAGCAGACCACCAAAGACCCCAGUCUAGACUUGGGUACGACUAUCCCCCACACAGCCACUGGGACUACAGAGAGAACUAUGGUUAUUAUAACCAGGAUUACUACAGAGGACAGCAUGGACGACAAGAUGCCGGCCAGUGGACUCCUCAAGAAUCACGGGGAACAGACGGUUAUCGUGACAGAAACCUCAAGCAGGAACACUCAGGGAGCUUCUACUCAGAGGAGAACAGGUAUGACCACUUGAGAGACAACUCCCAGCAUCACCCCAGUGACUAUGAAGAAACUCCUUCCAGGGACAAUGAAGAAGUUUCCUCUUAUCACCUGGGGACAUUAGAAAGUUCUAAAACCUCAGGGUUGUCUUCCAGCUGCUAUGAACUUAGUCAGUACAUUAAUGGAAGUGAACACAAUGACUCUGUGCCACCGACUGUUCACACCUCUGAUGCAGACCAUGGACCGGUACAUCAGACGUCUGCUCCUCUGAAGUACUCAGUCCCUCACGCUGUGGUCAGCUUCGGACCUGCAGGGCAGCUGAUUCGGGUCACUCCAGGCUUUUCCACACAGAAGAACGUUAGUCAGCUGGAAAUCCACAGCCUGGAAGUUAUUUUGACGGAGACACAGGAACAGCAGGAGCUGAGAAACUUCCCUGGUCCCUUAACUAGGGAAGAUUUGCACAAAGUAGAUGCUAUGGAGUUUGCCCAGCAGGAGGCAGGAGCCUGCAUGAGGGACGAAAAGCUGCAGGACAAGAGCUCUGCCGCCCUCCUGUGGAAUCUGCUGAUACUGCUCUGCAGACAGAAUGGACAAAUCGUUGGAUCAGAUAUUGCCGAGCUGCUGAUGGAGGGCUCACGUUCAGAUGGAAGCUGGGAGCUAGAAUCCCCCACGCUCAUUGACUUCAGUGAGGGCAUGGCUGCAGAAGCCCCACCUCAAACAGGAGACGACCUGCUCACGGGAGCCUGGAGCAACUUCAGCUCUGAGACCUCGGAGAAGGCACUGCACAGCUACACUCAGCUGCUGCUGGCUGGAAGAAAAAAGGAGGCCUUGGAGUCAGCUAUGAGCACUGGCCUGUGGGGGCAUGCACUUUUUCUGGCCAGUAAAAUGGACAACAGGUCCUACACCAGCGUGCUGAACAGGUUUACAGGCCAACUAACGGCCAGUGAUCCCCUCCAGACUCUCUUCCAGCUGCUGUCUGGGAGAAUCCCGGCUGUUGCCACGUGCUGUGGAAAUGAAAAACUAGGAGACUGGAGGCCGCAUCUGGCCGUCAUGCUUUCCAAUGAGACGGGAGAUCCUGCCAUCCAGCGGAAGGCCAUCAUCACCACGGGAGACACACUCGCGUCCAGACGCCUCCUACACGCUGCCCAAGUGUGCUACCUGACAGCCGGGGUUCCCUUUGGUGUGUUCACACAGAAGGCAGAGAGACUGGUGCUUCUGGGCAGCAGCCACAGGCAACCUUUCGAAUACUUUGCCACAAACUCUGCCAUCCAGUGCACCGAGUUGUAUGAAUACUGCCAGACACUUGGGGAAAAAUGUUUUUCAAUACCAUCCUUUCAGGUGUAUAAAUUCCUCUAUGCAAGUCGACUGCUGGAUUGUGGACUUGCCUCCCAGGCCUUCCAUUACUGUGAGGUGGUUGGCCAAGCAAUCCUCAGACAGAGGGAGCCGUUCUUUGUGCUGACUGGAGAGGUUAUUAAGCUAGCAGACAGACUGAGACACACCGAGGGUCAGUUCAGUGAGGGAGGUGCUAGUGCAACCGGACAGGAACCUGAUUGGCUGAGACAGCUGCGUGCUAGACACCACAGCUUACAGAGUUACGACUGCACUGAAACAUACCAGCCAGAACCUGAGGUAUGUGCUUUGGCCCAUGAGGACAGCAAAGUGUACUCAGGAUUGGACGACCUAAGCCGUGACAUCCAGAGUCCUGAGCCUGAACUCCUUUAUGCUUUAGGCAGUGAGGAUCAAGAAAGCCUCCAGAAUCAUAUUGAAGGAAACACUGAGGAAAUGCUUUCAUCAAACAUCACAGGAGCUCAGCACUGGCCAGGUGCCAGUCCUCCGCUUCCAGUCACCGUGGUUUAUGCCCCCCCACUGUCCACAGCGGCCCAGUGCCAAGACUUCAGUUAUCAUAACACAGAUAGUGCUGAAGUCAGGAGUGCCUCGACACAUUGUCCACCGAGUGAAGUGUCUUCAGCAGGAGAGGGGGCUUGGUCAUUCUCUGGAACAGACAUGAGGCUGGAGGCUGACAUCAGUCACCAGGAACAUAACCAGCAGAGCACGCCAGAGCAUUUCAAGCCCUCUGAGCAGACGAAUGAGCCCCCGGAACAGGGUGCCAAGGUGGGUUGGUUCAGUGGCUGGUUCAAAUCAAAACCAAAAGAUGUCCAAAAGGAGAGUUCCGAGCAGAGGAGCACAGCUCAGACUGAGCUACCACCCACCACUGGGGUCUGGCGUCCUCCACCACCUGCAAUGGCCUCUUUUAACACGAUUCCAUCCCAGCCCUCUUCCGCUGCAGUGAAUCCCUUUUCAAGGAAAGCAGGUCAACAGCUGCGCUAGGAACCAUGUGAAGACCACUCUUCUACAUCUCAGGAGCGGUGACUGCAAUGUGAGGAUCUCACACCUCAUCUAAGUCUAAUAAGAGAAAAUUACCUGAGCUCAGACGAACAGCUACAAGAUCCAGUCCACUCAUUACACAUUUCUUUUUAAGGAUGUCCUUUCAAACCCCCACAUGCAGCUUGCUCACCAUCAUGUUGCAUGUUAGAUACAGAAAUACUCUGAAUGUACUGGCACAGCAACUCAUAUUUCAGCGACUGAAGCAGCUGAGACGGCCUUCCCAAAAGCUGACACUGGGGAAAUCACCAAUGAUUGCAGGACAUGCUUGGUGAAAGGGAUACCUUAAUUGACCUUAGUAACUGUGUAUGUAUAAGGCUGCACUGAAGGAUGCUUUAAUGUGGUGGUAUGUAUGUAACUGCUCACUGAGUAUCAGUGUCACCAGACUCUCACAGCUCACAUCUCCCUGAAAUGACUGUCCAUAACACUGUUAAUGCUUAAAGAGAAUACUCAUGAGCCA
Messenger RNA from Paralichthys olivaceus (Japanese flounder), 3823 nucleotides. It is a transcript of the gene sec16b, whose product is annotated as SEC16 homolog B, endoplasmic reticulum export factor. Lineage: Eukaryota; Metazoa; Chordata; Actinopteri; Pleuronectiformes; Paralichthyidae. The record is from RefSeq and is a predicted model, not a curated record. Gene Ontology annotation, cellular component: endoplasmic reticulum exit site; ER to Golgi transport vesicle membrane. Gene Ontology annotation, biological process: autophagy; COPII vesicle coat assembly; Golgi organization.